AGCAGACCGUGGUGCACUACGACUGGCAUUUGGCGAGUGCGCAUUGACACUGCUGCAUGCUUGGGCCAGCCUUCUUACAAUAAAUCCCGCUCGAGCACCCGUCGAGAUAGCGCCGUGCGGAGAUUUAGAUAAAUGUCAGAACGACCGGCCAGCUAAGGAGGUUGUAUCACGGCGGGCCUCACGUCUGCUCAACGCGACACUCACGUCCGAUUUCUAUAAUAUCACUAGUGUGGGAUUUACUUAGAACGCAACGAUGGGUUGGAGCUUUCAUGGCCAUAAGCGAGCUGUUGAUGCUGAGAAGCAUCUCAAACGGCUGCAUAAGACCACACCGAUCAUCGAGUCACCGUUGACUGGCGCCGAUCAAGAAAGCCUUGUCUUCUCGCAACGGCAUGAGGCCAACUCGGUUGAACUCUUCUUCGAUCUCUUCUUCGUGGCCAACCUUGCAACAUUCACAGCCUACCACUCAAUCUCAGACUCCAACUACUUGCUCGCAUACAUUGGUUUCUUCGGUAUCCUCUGGGCGACCUGGUUUCAGAUCACGCUCCAUGAUGUUCGCUUUGCCAGAGACUCGAUCUACGAGCGUGUCUGCAAAACUGUUCAGUUCAUUGCCUUCGUUGGCUUGGCUCUCGUUGGCUCGUCUUUCAAUCCAACAGGUGACAAGACGCACAAGCAUUUGUCGACUCUCUGCUAUGUCCUGAUUAUCAGCAGAGGAAUGUUGGCAAUCCAGUACAGUGUGGUGCUCUUCUACACGAUGAGCGCCAAAUACUCGAAGCUCUACCUUCCCCUCGGCCUGAUGAUCGCAACUUAUGUGUUCGCCACCGGUAUCUUUGCAGCCAUGCUCCCCUCUUACAGGCCGAACGCGAACGCUCCAACAGCUCUAUACAUGAUAUUCUACGGGGUCGUGAUUGCUGAAUCCAUCAUUACCAUCACGAUAUCAUGCUCCUGGCGUAUGCUAAGCUUCAAGAAGACACAUCUGAUGGAGCGUAUGAGCCUUCUCACCAUCAUUGUCAUCGGAGAAGGAGCCAUUGGCGUCACUAAGACAGUUGGAAGGAUCAUGGGCAAGGAGUUGGACGCUGAAGGGUGCUUCACUAUCAUGUGCAUCAUCGUCAUUCUGGUCCUGCUUUGGGCACUCUACUUCGACAACUUCCCACACGGACACUAUGGAACCAUCCGACAGCAAAUUUGGUCUCUGCUCCACUUCCCAUUCCAGCUGGCUAUUGUCGGUGUGGUAGAAGGUUCGCAGCAGGUUGCAUUGGCACGCUAUGUCCUCAAGAACGUCGCGAAAGGCUCCAAUGGUCUAGUGGACAUCUGUCUCAAGCAGAACCUGGACGGGUCCAAUUUGCAGGAUGCACUCACGAAGUUUACCGACAAGUAUCAGUUCAAUAUGAGGCUUGAUACCUAUGGAUACUACUACGACAUUGUAUCCCACAUCGAAUCCAUCGGCAACUCUACUGGCAUCUGCUCGUCACAAAACGCGACCAGCUAUGGCGAUACGAUUAACAACCUGUGGCCUGAGGACUUCUGGUCGAUCAACAACGCGAUCGGUAACGGCGUCUACUCCGGCCUUGGUGUUAAGAUCCCUCUCAAGAAGCUCGAAGCGUCGGAGGACCCCAUAGAGGUUGCGGAGAAGACCUGGUGGCUGACCUACAUGUACUUCUGGUCCUGCUUUUGCGCUCUCAUCGUCUCUCUCAUCGUCUUCCUCUUCCUCAUCCGCCGCCACAAGGUCGACGCCUUCGACUUCGUUUCUGUCAUCAUCCGCUGUCUGGUCCUUGGAGCCGGUGGAGCAGCUCUUGCUAUUCUCGCCAAUAGAGAUAGUCUUGUCGCUCUUCUCAACUCACCAGCCAUCCUCCCAAUGGCUGUGGUCCUGCUUUUCAUCGUUGUUUGCGCAGACAAGCUCGCAUCUCUGUGGUGCAAUUGGCGCCUCAUUAAGUCUGGUGAGCCAUAUGCCCUCGAGUAUGAGGAAAAGCACCACCACGGUGGCGACCAUGUGGAGCACGGCGAGGCUCAUGUAGCUGGUGAUGAAGAGCACGGAAAUGUACACCAUGGUGGACCAGCACUGAAGGACCACCGCAAGUCAGCAGGCUGGAGCAUCCAUGCUGAUUCUGUUGACUUGGCCAAAGGGAAUACUGCAUAUGUCUCGGGUCACUACAGGGAUAGCAGUCGAGACAGCACCCACACGCCGUCGCUAGAGAGCCCGGGUCCGCCAAUGAUGACGCAGAGGGUGGGUGCAGAUGGGUACAUGCCUGUCGCGCACUAGUACAGGGGCGAGAGGAACCGUUUGAGGGUUUCGGCGCUGAUCUCUACGUUUUACAAAUAACUUUUUGCAAACAUCCCACUUUCCUCAAGCAUGGCGUCCCCUCUUUUACAUUAUUGCACAUUGCAGAGGCUCUUGUCGAGCAUAACAGACAAGGCUGUACAUUCUCUCGAGCUG
Didymella exigua CBS 183.55 is the source of this 2431-nucleotide messenger RNA. RefSeq lists its product as uncharacterized. Lineage: Eukaryota; Fungi; Ascomycota; Dothideomycetes; Pleosporales; Didymellaceae. Bases 254 to 2257 code for a protein of 667 amino acids. The record is from RefSeq and is a predicted model, not a curated record. The transcript has 6 exons.